Mucor velutinosus is the source of this 663-nucleotide messenger RNA. RefSeq lists its product as uncharacterized. The transcript has a single exon. Bases 1 to 663 code for a protein of 220 amino acids. The record is from RefSeq and is a predicted model, not a curated record. NCBI's taxonomy places the organism in Eukaryota, Fungi, Mucoromycota, Mucoromycetes, Mucorales, Mucoraceae.
AUGUCUACAACACCAAGUCAUCUACAUCAGCACACAGAAGAACCCGAGCAAAUCGUUGCUUUGCAUAAUCCAUUUCUAACACAACCACCAUCAGCACCACCCUCACAACGACAGCAUGUAGAGAAACACAUUGUCUACUUUGAUGAUUAUGGCCUGAGUCCGCCUUCUUACAAUGUAGCACAGGAAAGCAACCACCACAACCCAUUAGAAGGAACACACCCCUCAGAUGGAGAUUAUCACAGAUCUGAAGACAUCCCAUUACAUACUUACUCUGAAGACACGUUCUCUUCAGUGUCUGACACAGCUCCAUUAAUGAUGGAGGAGCCUCGACCACUGGCCAGCGACUACACACCGUCAGCACCAUCACUUGAUCAAGUACAAGAAAGUAGGUUCGAAUCCAUGGACGACAAGACACCCAAAAAGAAGAGCAAAUUGACACUGACUCGCCUGUUUCUUGCCUGCUGCGUAUGGUUUGUGGGCAUUACAUUCAUGUCAGUCAGUGUCUUUGCAUACGAGUGCUUUGACAAGUGCAAAACCGAUGAAGAAUGCCAUGGUUGUGUGUUGGGUAUCCGGAAGGGAGGCAUAUCGCUAGCAUAUACCUUCUUUGUCCUUGGCUGUGUAUUCACUACCUAUAAAGCUGUUCGUUUCACCCUGUCUGCAUAA